GAUGAUUUCCUUAAUCUUUUUUGCAACGACAAAGUGAAAUCCCCUGCCUUUUGCAAGCAUUACAAAACGCUCGAUUCUCUAGUACCUCGUAUCCUUCGUUUUGAACCUGUUCCAACAAUGCGACAACACAUAGUUUUCGGUUGGCUGGCCUUGACGGGGGCAGAAAUUGGAGCCUUCGCACCGGCCUUUUCGGUGAGCAGGCAAACGUCGCGACGACAACAGGUUUUCCAACCGCGGUUGCAUGCGGCGUCGGCGGACUCUACCGCGACGACCGGAUCAUUCAUUGACACGGAGUUGCGAGGCGCUGCCAUGAAGCUUCAUACUCGGCAGCAAGCACCAAAAGAAGGAGAAGCGGAAGCGAAACCACGUGAACCCUAUACCCCGACUCGUGACGACUACUUGGCCUUUCUAGUGGACUCGAAACACGUAUACGAGGCUAUGGAGGAGAUUGUAAAUUCACGCGAAGAGCUGGCCCCGUUUCGAAAUACUGGAUUGGAACGAACGGGUCCUUUAGAAGCUGAUAUUCUGUUUAUGGUAGAAGAAUACGGCUUGAAACGACCUAUUGUGGGGGAGCCUAGUGAAAGCUACGCUAGGAAACUUCGAUCCAUUGAGACCACUCCGGAAUUCAUGUGCCACUUUUACAAUUUUUACUUCGCACACACAGCCGGCGGGAGAAUGAUUGGCAAACAGAUGAGUGCGCUACUGUUGGAGAAAAGAACACUAGAGUUUUACAAGUGGGACGGGGAUCUAAACGAGAUUAAAUCGCGUGUGAAGAAGAGCAUCGAAGAAAUGGCCGCAAACUGGUCGCAGGAGGAACGGCAAGAGUGCAUCGAUGCCACUCGCGAUGCCUUCCAAGGAGGAGGAGGAAUCAACUCUAACUUGGCUGGUGGUCAGCAUCCCCACAAUUAAAAAGUUGCGCAUUGAAUUUUCUUACAGUCAAUACAUUGGCACGAAACUCUUGUAUUUUUUCAUUGAGGCAUGUGCACUUUCAAUAUGUAGGUUUGCUAAUGUAAUUUUGCCUAUAUGCGAU
This is a messenger RNA of Phaeodactylum tricornutum CCAP 1055/1, 1030 nucleotides long. RefSeq lists its product with no specific name. NCBI's taxonomy places the organism in Eukaryota, Bacillariophyta, Bacillariophyceae, Surirellales, Neidiaceae. The coding region runs from base 118 to 909 and encodes 263 amino acids. Gene Ontology annotation, molecular function: heme oxygenase (decyclizing) activity. The record is from RefSeq and is a predicted model, not a curated record. Gene Ontology annotation, biological process: heme oxidation. The transcript has 2 exons.